UAAGAAUUGAGAGCAUUAUGUCACUUCCUGCUACUAUGAAAGCGGUGGUCUUCCACGGCCCUUACGAUGUUAAAACUGAAGUAAGACCCACCCCUACGAUCCAAGAUCCUAAAGACGCCAUUGUCAAAGUACUGUACUCUGGUCUUUGUGGCACUGAUUUGCACCCUUACAGAGGUCAUAUCAAGGGUGCACCGGGACAGAUUGUGGGCCAUGAAUUCAUUGGAACGGUGGUAUCUGUUGGUCUGGCUGUGUCAAAUUUUAAAAUUAAUGACAAAGUUCUCAGUGCCUUCACAAUCCAAUGUGGUGAAUGUUGGUACUGUUUGCACGGAUACACAGGACAAUGCGACAAAACUAACACAUUUGGGAAAGUUGGAUUGGAUGGUGGACAAGCGGAAUACGUCAGAAUUCCGUAUGCAGACUCGACCCUAGUAUUGAAACCCUUGUCAAAGGAUGAUGUAGAUGACUCUGUUUACGUACUUAUGGCUGAUAUUUUCAUCACUGGCUACUUUGGAGUGAAGAAAAUUGUUGAUCAACUUCUGUUGGAAGCCGCUCGUGGAUACCCACGUUCCACACGUCAAGAGGUUUCUAUUUUGCAAAUAGGAUGUGGUCCAGUUGGAUUAUGUGCGCUCAAAAUUGCCAAACAUUUAGGUUUCCAAAAUAUUGUUGUACUUGACAGUAUUCCAUCUCGGUUAGAACAAGCGUUAGAAUUUGGCGCGAAAAAGGCAAUUAAUUUCGAAAAAGAACCCGAGGCUUUGAAGCAGUAUAUUGUUGAAAAUACGGGGAAUGUUGGAUUUGAUGCAGUUUUGGAAGUGGUUGGUGCAACCUCUGCUCUUCGAACCGCUUAUGAAUCGGUGAGAAGAAAUGGAUUUAUCUCAUCACUUGGUAUGGCCAUUGACCCGCUCCCAUUCACUGGCAUUGAGUGCUAUGUUAAAAACAUCAAUAUUUCCUUUGGAAGAUGUCAUGUUAGAGCAUUAUUUCCUGAGGCACUUGACAUCUUUGAAGAAUUGAAAGGAGAACUCCAAGACUUUAUUGAUUGUAAAGUAGGUUUAGACGAGUCAGAAAAUGUCUUUGAUCUUUUUGAAAAGCACAAGGUCAAUAAGGUAGUUUUUGAUUUGCAGAAAUAGGUCCAUCUUUUAUAAUAUAUAAAUAAUAAAUAAUAUGAAU
Molecule: messenger RNA, 1164 nt
Organism: [Candida] anglica
Lineage: Eukaryota; Fungi; Ascomycota; Pichiomycetes; Serinales; Debaryomycetaceae
Source: the annotation of a GenBank genome assembly